UGGAGGGAAGCAGUCGGGGAGGAAAAUGUCAUUAGCUUGCCUCUGUCUUUCUCUCAUUAGCUCAAGUCAUCCUCCCCGCUUGUUGUCAAGUGCCCAGGCAGCUGAGGAGGCACCAAAGCAAGCCUCCAUCUCACUUGCCUUCCCUGACCCCCACGUUGAAGUGCCAUCAGCCACUGACAGCCUAGCAAAUCCUAGCAGAGCCCAAACGUAGGGACUGUCGUCACAGCGAGCGCCCUGCUGACUGCGAGAAAGCUGGCUGCUGUGUUUCUUAGCAGAGAGAAGCCUCUGGAAACAGCUGCAAAACAAGGUCUGCACAUGGAAAAUACAGCCAUCCUGGAAAUGAAUGGAAACCUGAGCUGCAGGUGCGUAAAGACAACUUCAGACUACAUCAGCCCAAAGCGGUACGAAAGCAUUGAGAUCAGGCCGGUGGGGAGCACCUGCAGACGCACAGAAAUCAUAAUUAAAUUAAAAACCUUCUCAAAGGUGUGUGUGAAUCCCGAGGCCCUUUGGGUAAAGAAGCUACUGAAACGUAUUGCUAGCACGAAGAAAAAAUGAGUUUCCU
This is a messenger RNA of Struthio camelus australis, 562 nucleotides long. RefSeq names its product interleukin-8. Gene Ontology annotation, molecular function: chemokine activity. Gene Ontology annotation, biological process: immune response; chemotaxis; defense response. Gene Ontology annotation, cellular component: extracellular region. Lineage: Eukaryota; Metazoa; Chordata; Aves; Struthioniformes; Struthionidae. The record is from RefSeq and is a predicted model, not a curated record.